CUCCUCUGGGGCAGCUCCUCUGGGCUGCUGGUUGAGUCAGCCUUAGUCCCUCUCUGCUCUGCUCCCCAAGUUCAGCUCUGAAACUCAGCUGCCAGGAGUUCAGGAGAGCCCAGGUCACCCUGCGAAGGUUCUGAUCCAUACUGGACUCCUACAGGUCGCCACAUGUGCCCCAGCUGAUGGGGCACCGUCCCAGCUGAUGCCCCAGAGGGGACACCCAUUUCAGGAGAGGCUCUGGGCCCUGCCCAGCUGCCUCAUGGCGCACGGGCCACAACCUGAGGCUGAUGCACUCUUGGACCUCAGCUUCCUGACAGAGGAGGAGCAGGAGGCCAUUGCUGAUGUCCUGAAGAGAGAUGCCCGCCUUCGCCAGUUGGAGGAGGGCCGCGUCAGCAAGCUCCGGGCCUCGCUGGCAGACCCUGGGCAGCUGAAGAUCCUGACAGGAGACUGGUUCCAGGAAGCCCGCUCACAACGGCACCACCAUGCCCACCUUGGCUCUGAUCUUGUCCGAGCCUCUAUCCGCAGAAAGAAGAGCUCCAUGGGAGACCAGGCUCCAGGCAGCGAUGGGGAGGCUGAAGCUGCCGAGAAAGAAGCUGAAGAGGAGCCAGAGCCCAGGCUCAUCAUGGACAAGGCACCCCAAGAGACGCUCAGCAAGGCUGAGAAACCUGAUUCCCCUUCACCAUAUGUCCCCCUAAAGUCUUCAGAUCAUGAGGAAGAACCCCAGGCCCAGGAAGGGCUUCCCGCUGGACUGGAGCCUGAAUCCGCAGGUCACGGGAGUGGCAAACCAGUCCCUCCAAAUCUGCUUAGGGGCGGGCAGGAGAGGGCCACGCUCAGUAGCUCAUGCCCCACCCCAGCCCCGGACUCCGGGGCCCCGCAGGUCAACACGGAGGAGGCGGAGCCGGAGCCGGAGCCACGGCCGCGGGGAGCCGAGUCGCCUCCACCCCCAGCCCAGACCCAGACGGCGCCCGAGAUCUUGCAGAACGGGGAGGAGGCUCCCGGCCCCGGCCCCUCCCUCGACCGCAUGCUCAGCAGCAGCUCCUCCGUGUCCAGCCUCAACUCCUCCACGCUGAGUGGCAGCCAGCUGAGCCUGUCGGGGGAGGCCGAGGCGGGCGCGGUGCAGGUGCGCGGCUCCGUGCACUUCGGGCUGCGCUACGAGCCCGGCACCGCCGAGCUGCGCGUGCACGUGAUCCAGUGCCAGGGCCUGGCGGCCGCGCGACGCCACCGCUCCGAUCCCUACGUCAAAAGCUACCUCCUCCCGGAUAAGCAGAGCAAGCGCAAGACGGCGGUGAAGAAACGGAAUCUGAACCCGGUCUUCAACGAGACUCUGAGGUACUCCGUCUCGCAGGCCGAGCUCCGGGGCCGCGUGCUGAGCCUGUCCGUGUGGCACCGCGAGAGCCUGGGUCGCAACAUCUUUCUAGGCGAAGUCGAAGUGCCUCUCGACACGUGGGACUGGGACUCUGAGCCCACCUGGCUCCCUUUGCAGCCCCGGGUUCUGCACUCUCCCGACGACCUCCCCAGCCGCGGGCUGCUCUCCCUUUCCCUCAAGUACGUCCCCGCCGGCUCCGAGGGCGCGGGACUGCCCCCCAGCGGGGAGCUGCACUUCUGGGUGAAGGAAGCUCAGGACCUCGUGCCGCUGCGCUCAGGAACCCUGGAUACCUACGUACAGUGUUCAGUGCUGCCCGAUGACAGCCACGCCAGCCGCCAACGGACAAGGGUGGUACGACGCAGCCUCAGCCCUGUGUUCAACCAUACGAUGGUUUACGAUGGCUUCAGGCCUGCUGACCUGCACCAGGCCUGUGCUGAGCUCUCCCUCUGGGACCAUGGGACCCUGACCAGCCGCCAGCUGGGGGGCAUACGCCUCAGCCUGGGCACUGGCAGCAGCUAUGGGCUCCGGGUACCCUGGAUGGAUUCCACAGAGGAGGAGAAGCAGCUGUGGCAGAUGCUUCUGCAGCGACCAUGUGAGUGGGUGGAUGGCCUUCUGCCCCUCAGAACCGACCUGGUGCCCAGGACAUAGCUGCCCUACAAGCUCCACCAGACUCCCCUCUGGACCCCCAUCUCUGGGCCUGCCCUUGGCCAAAACCAAUAAAGUCUAUUCUAAGGGCA
This is a messenger RNA of Lutra lutra (Eurasian river otter), 2097 nucleotides long. It is a transcript of the gene SYTL1, whose product is annotated as synaptotagmin like 1. The record is from RefSeq and is a predicted model, not a curated record. Gene Ontology annotation, cellular component: exocytic vesicle; plasma membrane. The transcript has 15 exons. The coding region runs from base 197 to 2008 and encodes 603 amino acids. Lineage: Eukaryota; Metazoa; Chordata; Mammalia; Carnivora; Mustelidae. Gene Ontology annotation, molecular function: small GTPase binding; neurexin family protein binding. Gene Ontology annotation, biological process: intracellular protein transport; exocytosis.